UACAUUUAAACGUGACGGCUUUGCGUUUAAUUGUAACAAAAAAGAAUACGAAAAAUUAUGGCAUACGCCAACGGUUUAUUCAUCUUUGCUCUUACGAUUUCUUUUUUCGAAGAAAUCUAUGGACAUGGAAUGCUUAUGGAACCUGUGAAUAGAGGAAGUGCUUGGAGGAAGGGAUUCAAAACACCUAUCAAUUAUGACGAUGAUGGAAAUUAUUGCGGUGGUUUAUUUGAACAAAUAAAUAACGAUGGUAAAUGCGGCCUCUGUGGCGAUGAUUAUAAAAUGCCACAGCCCAGACCAAAUGAAAAUGGUGGAACAUAUGGAAUUGGUACCAUUGUUAAAACAUAUAAAACAGGACAAAUAAUUGAACUAGUGGCUAAACUUACUGCAAAUCAUAUGGGUCACUUCCAGUAUUCAAUUUGCCCUCUAAACCAUAGCAAGGAAUUAGAAACCGAAGAAUGUUUUGCCAAAUAUCCAUUGAAAAUGGCGGAUGGCAAAAACAAAUAUGUACUACAAAGUCCUAACAGAGGAGAUUAUAAAAUGAAUGCUUUCUUGCCACAGGAUCUUACGUGUGAGCACUGUGUACUCAGAUGGGAAUAUAUUGCUGGAAAUAAUUGGGGCACGUGUGAAGAUGGUACUCAUAAGAUGGGUUGCGGACCUCAAGAAACCUUCAAAACUUGCUCUGAUAUUCGUAUUAUGCCUUAAUUAUCCCCUAAUAAAAAAAACUUACUGCAAAAUGUACGAAAAGAUUACUUAUAUUAAAAUACAUAUUUAUAUGUAUAAAACAAUAUAAGGCAACGUUUGUUAUGUAAUUUACCAAAUAAAGAAAUAAUGAUCAAUGAUAUUGGAUGUUUUCUUUAUUGUUGAAUGGAUAUGUUAUGCCAGAUACCCUAGAUACCAGAUACCCAAUAAACAUCAAAUGUAAAUGUUAUACGUAUAACACAGAAGUUACAAGUUACAUAAUGUUACGCCCGCGUUCGAAAAGCGACGCCUGGUAUCGUGGCGAGUUGCCACGAUACCGAUUUCAAUUAUUUGUAAACGAGUUGUUAUAUCGAUUUGAAUUCGAAGUUUGGCUUCCGAGCUAAAGCCGGGAUUACGAUGAACUUAACGUAACAGGACGCGACGGGACGUGAAGUGACGUGAAGUGAACUUAACGUUAAGGUAUUUUGUGAAAUUACGAUCGCCGUAACGUGUCGUAAAACAGCGUGCAUUGACAGCGUUGAUUUUACAGCGUUGGUAAUUCAAAAUGAAUUCUGCUGUGAGGCAUUAUCAAUUUUGUAAUGUAAUUUUGGCCGGAUAUUUGUAUCUUCAACUGCGGAAAAGGAAACGAAUACGAACCGUUGGUGUGAGAGAGAUUUUUUGGAGAAGAAUCCAGUUUGGUGACGGAUGUAACCUAACCAACAAUACCAAAUGUCACUC
Molecule: messenger RNA, 1416 nt
Organism: Vollenhovia emeryi
Lineage: Eukaryota; Metazoa; Arthropoda; Insecta; Hymenoptera; Formicidae
Exons: 4
Coding region: 58-702 (214 amino acids)
Source: RefSeq, a predicted model, not a curated record